Colletotrichum navitas is the source of this 165-nucleotide messenger RNA. RefSeq lists its product as uncharacterized. The transcript is spliced from 2 exons. The coding region runs from base 1 to 165 and encodes 54 amino acids. The record is from RefSeq and is a predicted model, not a curated record. NCBI's taxonomy places the organism in Eukaryota, Fungi, Ascomycota, Sordariomycetes, Glomerellales, Glomerellaceae.
AUGACGAGAUGGAACGUCCUCCCGAGAGACCAGUGUCGAUGUAUCCGCAACUUUGUCGUGCAGUUCAUCAUCCAGUACUCCAGCUCCAAAGAAGCCAUGAAGGAGCAGAACAUGCUGCUUAACAAUCUCAAUCUCGUCCUCAUCUUGAUAUUGAAGCAGGAAUAG